This is a messenger RNA of Arachis ipaensis, 498 nucleotides long. Its product is annotated as transcription factor RADIALIS-like. Gene Ontology annotation, molecular function: DNA-binding transcription factor activity. NCBI's taxonomy places the organism in Eukaryota, Viridiplantae, Streptophyta, Magnoliopsida, Fabales, Fabaceae. The record is from RefSeq and is a predicted model, not a curated record.
AUAAACAGCGCUUUCAUUUUUGGUGCAAAGCUUUUUAUGCCAACUGGCACUACCCCACACUACUAGUCCCUAUAAAUAGCAUCAAGCAUUUCCCACCCUUUUCUCAACAAGAACCAUAACAUAUAUACUUCUCUUCUUCUUUUCCUCUAGAAGAAGAAUGGCAUCAAUGUCGGCCUCAGGUUCAUGGAGUGCCAAGGACAACAAGGCCUUUGAGAGGGCACUGGCUGUCUAUGACAAGGACACUCCUGACCGUUGGAAUAACGUCGCCAACGCUGUUGGCGGCGGCAAGACCCCCGACGACGUCAAGACCCACUAUGAGCUUCUUCUUCGAGAUAUUAAGUUCAUUGAAUCUGGCCAAGUUCCAUUUCCAUACCACAAAAAUCUUAAUCCAACCUCUCAACAAGAAGAUGACAACAAUAGGCUUAAGAAUCUAAAGCUAAAUUAAUGCCCAAACACUAUCAUCAUCAACCUCUAAUUUCGGACCGACGUAACCAANNU